Messenger RNA from Rotaria sp. Silwood2, 702 nucleotides. NCBI's taxonomy places the organism in Eukaryota, Metazoa, Rotifera, Eurotatoria, Philodinida, Philodinidae. The record is from the annotation of a GenBank genome assembly.
AUGGAUGAUUUUACUACGGCUUCAUUGUCAGCUAAAUUGGCAAAAUCGAACGUUUUUAUUGUUACUGAUGAAGCCGAAAAACCACUAUUAGAAAUGGGCUUGUAUUCACCAUCAUCCGAAAUUAGUGCUAGUGAUCGUAUAUCCGGCUAUAAAUAUUACGGUAGCAUGCCGACUAGCACCGAUCCAAUGACGUAUCACUUAGAGAUUAGUUGUCAUUUGUCGUUUGUUGGUGCAACAAUAGGUCGACUGUGGCACCGUCUAAUCAACUAUUAUGCACAAGGACAUCAAAGCAGUGGAAAGACGAAAAUUAUUGCGCCAAUAAAGAAUAGUAUUAUAAAUACCAUCAAAUCCUUGGGUAUAUCAGAAGAUCAAAGUACUAUUGUGGAUGAUUUUACUACAGCUUCAUUGUCAGCUAAAUUGGCAAAAUCGAACGUUUUUAUUGUUACUGAUGAAGCCGAAAAGCCACUAUUAGAAAUGGGCUUCUAUUCACCAUCAUCUGAAAUUAGUGCUAAUGAUCGUAUAUCCGGCUGUAAAUAUUAUGGUAGCAUACCAACUAGCAAGGACACAAUGACGUAUCACUUAGAGAUCAGUUCUCAUUUAUCGUUUGUUGGUGCAACAACAGGUCGACUUUGGCACCGUCUCAUCAACUAUUAUGCUCAAGGACAUCAAAGUGACGGAUUGUCAGAACGGUCAGUUUUUUAA